This is a messenger RNA of Trichoderma breve, 1980 nucleotides long. RefSeq lists its product as uncharacterized. The transcript is spliced from 3 exons. The record is from RefSeq and is a predicted model, not a curated record. Bases 1 to 1980 code for a protein of 659 amino acids. Lineage: Eukaryota; Fungi; Ascomycota; Sordariomycetes; Hypocreales; Hypocreaceae.
AUGGCUGUGCAAAACGCAGAGAGGCUCAUUGAUCUCACGCCUCCUCCAUCCGUCACGGCCUCCUCUUUCCAUCAUGGAGAUCAAAGUGAUGGUGCGCUGGAGCAUCAGCAUGUAAUUAGCCAAUCGAAUGUUUCUACUUCUCAGGCAUUCAUCACUGCUGCAGAACAAAGUUUGGAGACCCAAGCAAACAACUACAACAACAGCAAUCAAGGCAAGAGACAUGGGAAUGAGCAUCAGCGAAGCUAUAAGAAGCGUGAUGAGUGUCUUGAAAUCUUUCAAGAAAUCCAGAAUGCUUUGUGGCGACAAUUUCAUCAGAUACAGAGUAUUGUGUUUGACAGUAAAGAAGUCGAGCACAUGCUUCAAGAAUUGGCAGAGGAAGAAUUGGAUAUCGAUUUGGUUCGCGCCCUUCGAACGCUGGGCAAUUCUCUCACCGGUGUUCGACAUAUUCUCAAGGGAAAUAUUGUCAUGAUGGAGGAGGCAAAGGCCAAUCCAAGUCUUGACAGCUCGGAGUCUGGCAGUUCAACUCCGCAAUCCGACGAACGAGGCGUGUCAAACAGCAGAGCAGAAUCACCAGACACCGUCGAGACAGAGAUUGAUCUUUUGCUAGAUGACGGCCUUCCCGAUGAGCAGAUUAUUGGUAUGACUGAGCUUACUGAUGAUGAGCAAUUCUUCUUAACCGAGAACAGGGAUAUGGAAUUGCUAGAAGAAACCGUCUCGUUUGUCGAUACCCCAGGAGGAAACGCACCCUUUCACCUAGAUUUGGAGUAUCAGUCCGAUGUGGCAGAGGUCUAUGUGACCACUCCAACCACAGGGCUGCAAAGCCGUCGUGUCAUGCUCACAAACUUGCCGCCUGAUGCAACCACGUCUCAGAUCACACGAGGUAUUCAAUGCCACGGUGGACUCCUUGGCAUCAUGGUACUCAACACUGCCCCAAUUUUUAGCAAUGAUACCAAGACCGCCAUGCUCGAGUUCGUGUAUCACCAGUCGGCCGCCGAAUUUACACACGACGCCAACACUUCUCCUCUCUUAUACAAGGCCGAAAACGGUGACGUCUAUAGCGCCAACGCAUGGCUGAUCUCAUCUUCCUCUUAUGGCUUUGGCAGAAUUGACAAGGGCCUUCUUGAUAAUGGAUGUGCUCGUCGUUUCCUUCUUAAAGGGUUUCCGAAGGAGUGCAUAUGGUACUUUAUCAGCACCAUUGGCACAAACAAUAUCGUGUCUACUAAUUACAAUGAGGCAAACGACGGAUUAACUGUUGAAUUUGCGACUCUCUUUCAAGCAAACAGAGCUGAUUGGCUCAUCUUCUCAGGAAGAUUUUCCGACUUUUAUACUAUUAACCCCGACGAUGCAAAAUUUCGCAUGUUCCUGGCUGAUUCGACACACACAAACGAGGCGUUGUCCAGAAUCCGUCGUCGACAGCAUGAAAGUCCAAUCUCGCACCCCUUUGGAGACGAUUUGGAAGAGCAAUGGAAUCGUUAUCCGUACAACGACUACUUGCCUCCUCACCUUCGGAGAGCGGCCGCUCAAAUGGGACCAACACGGGUCUCUCUAAAGACACGCUUAGCAUUGCAGUACGAAAUUGACGAAAGUGAAGUCGACGACUACCUUGACGACCUUGAGAACCGCAAGGACACCGAAUACCGUAUCAUAGGCAGCGACAUCACUCUGACUCGCCGCAAAUGGGGCUGGAAAAUAUCAGCCGAGGACGAGGCCAAGCUUCUCCUGGAGAACACGCUCCACGAGCCCGACUGGGCAGACUACUGGGAUGAACACUUCAAGGCGUGUGGCGAGAUCAAUCGUCGCAAAUGGGAGCACUACGGCAUGGUGGCCAAGCACCGCCGCGAGAAGGCUGAAGAGCAAGGCCUCGCCCCGGACACGGUACCCAAGUGUCCGAAAAGCUGUGAGAUGGGAUGCCGCGACAUCAAGGCAGUGCCUGCAGCUGCUGUCGUGAAGAAGUUCCUCGAGAAGAGAGCUCUUAAUUAG